AACGCGAUACGUCGCGGAGAAGACUGCCGCUAGUGCACGCUUGUUCAUAUCUUCUUCGUACCGCUGUCACGCAAUCACCCUCCCGUGCACAAAGCUAACGAUCGCGCUCGUUAUCGGCGAUGAUAUAUAUGCGUACGCCGCAGGUGAAGCGGGGAAUCGAUUCGAUCUGGAGAAGCUACGUGAUCAGCAAAGCGGAAAUAAUGCACGGAAGUCGUGUGACGAUUCUUAUUCUGUGCACGAUGAUGAAUUGUCUGAGAUUGGCCUCAUCCUCACCUACUUCGACGAGCGUAAAGCUCGGUGACGAGUGCAACCAAAAUCGGGAGUGUGAGAUCGGCAUCGCUAAUAGCCACUGCUACUUGGGUUAUUGCCGAUGUCAGCCUUUCUUCGCCGGCUACAAUGGAACCCAUUGUCUCGAAUCAACUCUACUGGGUAACGAUUGUCUCGUGAAGGAACAAUGCUCUUUAAAAGUGGCGAACAGCAGCUGUCUCGAGAGUGUAUGCAGAUGCGAGGAGGGACACUUGCAAUUUCGCAGACAUACCUGUCUAGGACCGGCUAAACUCGGUGAGGUAUGUUACGAACAUGCUCAUUGCCGUCUCUGGGAUCCCGAAUCUCAUUGCGAUUUUCUCAUUCCGGAUUUAUUCGGCCGCUGCCAAUGUACCGCUCCGAUGCGUCGCGAAGGCGACGUAUGUCGACUUGACAGUCUCGUGAGACCUGCACCGUUUCCGCAGCAUCUGCCUCCCACUCAGGAGCCGAUAGUAGAGGACGUCACUGACAUCGAACGCAAUAAGGAAACUAUCACCGAAGGACAAAAAAGCGAAGCCGAAGAAGAACAAGAUACAGGCGUUCAGAUAUCUUGGUUAAAAAAUGCAUCGAUGCUUCUAUCGACGGAACCUCCUAAUCAAUUAAUACCGGUAAAUUUGGUGACAAGGCCAUCGAGUUUAAGACCUGGAUCCAACAAUCGUCCCGGACCAAACGAGCUUCCAGAUGAUGAUGAUACUGUCGUUAUCGAAGCAGAAGUUACCGAAGAACUCUCUCAUGUUACAACGACCUCGACAACUUCUGCGCCAAUAAAGACAGACCGUCAUGAGAGUACGAUAAUGACGGCAAUCAGCUUGGGGCUACCGUGCGUUGCCGAUUUGGAAUGCCGUAUGGCUGAUCAAAUGUCACGAUGCAUCGGCGGCGUAUGCGAUUGCAGUUUUUCGACGAACAGCAGUUGCAACGCGCGGCGGACUGGCUGUGCGCCGGGCACGUUUCAGUGCCGGUCAUCCGGAAGCUGCAUCAGCUGGUUCUUCGUCUGCGAUGGCCGCGCCGAUUGCGCAGACGGCUCUGAUGAAGAGUGUACCGGUCUUCGUUGCCCGAUGCAGGCAUUCAGAUGUAACGACAGUAAUGUCUGUAUAUCAAGAUCUGGAAUAUGCGACGGCAAUCGCGAUUGUCCUAGUGGCGAGGAUGAGAUUGGUUGCAACAAUCGGCGAAAAUGUCCCGAAGGUACGUUCAGAUGCAACAAUGGUCAGUGUUUGCCAGCAUACGAAUUUUGCAACGCAGUAGUUUCCUGUAGGGACGGCAGCGAUGAACCCAAGGGAGCAUGCAGAACGCGGAAUCGUGGUCGAAUCACCGCAAGAUACUGUCCGUUCAGAUGCGACAAUGGAAGAUGUCGUUCUGAUGCGAUAACUUGUAGCGGUCGAGAUGGAUGUGGCGAUGGUUCCGACGAGAAACGCUGUAACGUCUGCAGAUGCGGAACAACGAUCUAAUCUCGACCGGCCGAUCUUCUCGCCACAUCGUCCAACGAUAGAAAAAAAGGAAAAGAGAAUGAAAAGAACAGAAGCAAAUUACCAACUGGCUUGUCGACAGGUUUCGUGAAAUAAGUGUUCCAGAAUUGAGUAGAUAUGAGCGUAAAAGUAAGUGUGAGACCAAAGAUCGCGUUAAGCCGUAUCGCGGUGAUUAUAACUUUCAACGCUCCACGAUUUUGAGACUGAAAAGACCGUUUUUACUCAAGCCGGGUAGAACUUCGGCAUCCAGAACGAACAGAGGUAGAGUGAAUUUUCCGUCGCGCCUCUUGCGCGAGAUCUCGCAUUAACUCGAACCGGGCCAGUGACCGCCGCUGCGCUGUAGCGAGUCGCGAUCUCAGAAGGAAUGAUAGCGCUCAUGUAAUAGGCUAUUGGAACUGAAAAACAAUUGUUAUUUGGAACUCAUUCUUUAGUGCAAUUUCAUUGAUUCAUAGGAUCAUUCGACAUGUAAAUAGGGUAAAAAAGGUGCUAUUAAAUUAAGCGUUUUCGAGAUAUAUUAAAAAUAACGAAAAAUAGCAUUUUUUG
Molecule: messenger RNA, 2309 nt
Organism: Trachymyrmex cornetzi
Lineage: Eukaryota; Metazoa; Arthropoda; Insecta; Hymenoptera; Formicidae
Gene: ImpE1
Product: Ecdysone-inducible gene E1
Exons: 8
Coding region: 120-1748 (542 amino acids)
Molecular function (GO): protein binding
Source: RefSeq, a predicted model, not a curated record